UGUUUAAUAUAUUUAAAUGAUUUUAUGAAAUAUAGAACUUUUUCGAAGAGAAUUCGAAAUUAUAACAUUUAAAUACAUUUUAAAAAUCACAAUAUUUUAUGUUAUCUUCAAAUAAAUAACUUUCCAUACUAUUUAUUAAUUGUUAGGUAUAUAUAGAAUUGAAUGCAUAGUACGAUUUAGUAAAAUUAGUAAAAUCAUAUAGAUAAUAUUAAUCAUACAGUAUAGCUAAAAUAAUAUGUAUUACAAUAUGUAAUAAUAUGUAUAUUUUGAAACCGAAAAGAGAUAUUUAACAUGUUCAAUGCGAAAUAUGUAAAUGAUAGGUGAUUGAAAGUAGAUACAUGUAUUAAAUGGUUCAUUGUUUUCUCAAUUCUUUAAGUAUAAAAUAUUGAAUUUAUUUUAAAAUAAAUAAAGAAGAAAAAAGUUUUAUCUGAACAUGGAAUUAAUAUUUUGUCUUGAAAACAUUGAAUUAAGUAUUAAAAAAAUUAAAAUAGGAAUUAUAAUUUAUUAAUUUUAGAAAAAUAUAUUUGAUUUUUGUUUUAAUUCUUUUAUUUCCAACGUUAACUUUAAUUGAUACUCAUAUUCGAGAAACAUAUGGAUUCAAAUAUUGACUGUAUAUUACAUUUAAUUAAUCAUAAAUACUUUAUGUAAAUAUUAUAAUCAACUUUCAGAAAUUAAUUCCAAUUGCAGAAAAUUCAUAGUAAUUGUAUUAAUUUUCUAUUUGUAUAUUCAUAAUAUAUUUCUCCAUACUUAUACUAAGAUCGAUCUUUUGUUACAUUCUGUUUCCCAUCUUGCUUCAUCUAAUGCGAAUUUUAAUUAAGGCUUAUAAAUAAGCUUCAAUCGAUAUUUUUGUAAACCAACUUUUAUAUUUAUGAUUUGAUUAUGAUAUUGAUAUCUAUAAUUGACAUUUCAAAUUAUAUAUAUAUAUAUAUAUCAUAUAUCAAAUUAAUAUCAUAUAUGUACAUAAUAGAUACAUAAAAGAUCUAAUAAAUUACAUAAUCAGAUAUUUCUUUAAAAAAAAUAAUAUUGCAUAAUUUUUAAGAAAAACAAUUUUGAAUAUAAUAUAGCUAUUGAAUAUCAUUUAAUUAAUUUAUAUAUUAUUAUUUAUUAUAUUUUAUUAUAUUUUAUUUUAUUAUACUAUUAUAAAAUAGUAUAUCCAAAUAUACAAAUAUAAAAAUAGUAUAUACAUAUGUACAAAUUGUUAUUAAAAAUUAAAAUAUUUUUAGUUUAAUAAGUUUACAAAAUAUUAUUAUUUCAUUACUAAAUCUCUAUUUUCACGUAGAAAUCAGUAAACAUGAAUGAUAGUAAUGAAUCAUAAUUGAAUUAAAUAUGAAUUAAUAGAGAUAGUAAAAGAUAGUAUGAAUUUUAUCUACUUUAAAUGAUCACUCAUUCAUAUUUUCAAUAAACAAUUUUGCAAAAAUACAAUAACAAUAAACUAUUUAAAAUUUGUCAAAUCCUCUAUAAAGAUAUUUAUUUCUAUUUCAGAAAUUCUCCAUUUAUUUUCCUCAAUUUUAUUGCACCAUGAUGUUCUAUAUAAUUGAAAUAUUUUUACAAUUAAUCUGGAAGUCAUAUCGUUGAUACGAAAGUCGUUGACAGGACGAACAAAUCCUACAACGCGCAUGCACUGACUGGUGGGGCAAGCCACGCACGCAACACAUAAGUUCAUGUAAUUUCGCAGCAAAUCGAUCGACUUCUCUCACUCGUCCAAGGGUGCAGUGCCUAGUAUUAGCCGAAAAUUGAACCGUAACACUACAAGACAACAUCACAAAAGUAAGAAAGAAGUAUAUGAGCAAAAUGACGAAACGUUUGGAAACUGUGGCCACUAUGGCUUGCAUGAAGACUCUCUUGAUGCUCUUCAACUGCGUUUUCUGGGUAUUUGGUAUAUUGAUGAUGGUCAUUGGUAUUUGGGUCAGAAUUCAACUUCGUGAUUAUAUAGAUGUAAGUGCAGAAAGCAGUAGAACAGCUCUAUUAGCAUUAGCUAGUUUGGGUGCUAUCUUAACUUUAAUAGCAACUUUUGCCUGUUGCUGUACAACUCGUGGCCAUCCAGCUCUCUUAUACUUGUACGGUGCGUUUUUAGCUGUUGUUGCAUUAUUGGAACUUGCAGCUGGUGCAUCGAUUUAUGCUUAUCGUACUAAUUUAAAUGAAAAAUUCGAUCAAGAUCUCAAUGAAACUAUGUCUGUUUAUGGAUUAGAUGAGAGAAAAAGCGCUAAUAUCGAUACUAUGCAAUCCACUCUGCAAUGUUGUGGUAAUAGAGGUUACACCGAUUGGUUAAAUAUGUCUCCGCCAAAGGAAAUUUCGCUAUCAUGUUGCAAAGUACCAAUAAAUAUAUGUGACAUUAAUGACAUAAACAACAUUUAUACUCAGGGUUGCUAUACUCGUGUAUUGCAUUUCAUAAAUGGUAACAUCGGUCUGGUUGCUGGAAUAGCAGUUGGCGUAGCGUUCUUCCCACUUAUAGGCGUUUUCCUAGCAUGUUGCUUAGCCAGCAAUAUCAAUAAAGUCAAGUACGAGCAGGUUGCUUAGAGUUUUUCAGAAAAACUCGCCGUAAGAAAAAUCCUCACACUUGGAAGAACGGGAUUUUAAAACAACGAAUCUCGAUUCUCAUAUUAAUGAUUUCGAAAAAUUGCACGAUUGCGUAUUAAAAUUUCAUAAAAAACGAGACUGUUAACCUAUAGGUGCUGUUAACGUAUAGAUCAGAAUCAUUAUUUUUCUAUUAUGUUUAAAAUUAUACAAUACAAAUAUUAUAGUGUUGUUAAAAAAUGAUUAAAUUGUAAAUUUUUUUAAAUUUUUAAUUAAAUUUUUUUUCAAAUAA
Apis cerana (Asiatic honeybee) is the source of this 2806-nucleotide messenger RNA. RefSeq names its product tetraspanin-7. Gene Ontology annotation, cellular component: plasma membrane. Lineage: Eukaryota; Metazoa; Arthropoda; Insecta; Hymenoptera; Apidae. The record is from RefSeq and is a predicted model, not a curated record.